AUCGAGUGCCUUCACGAUAGCGAUCGACAGUAUGUCUUUCGUGAUGCUGAAUAGACACAGCAAGAAAUAAAAUGUCACCAUUCAGGAGAAAAAAGUCUGGGAGAUCUUUUCCCGUCAAAGUCUGCACUUUGGAUGCAGAACUCGAAUUUAAUUUAGAGUGGAGAUCGACAGGCAGAGACUUGUUUGACCUGGUGUGCCGCACGAUAGGACUGAGAGAAACAUGGUAUUUUGGACUUCAAUACGAAGAUGCAAAAGGCUUUAUUUCUUGGUUAAAAUUAGACAAAAAAGGUAAUUUGCUAUUCGUUUGUUCGGUAUUUAGAUAUUUAUUGGAAUAGAUCUAAAUAAGCU
This is a messenger RNA of Wasmannia auropunctata (little fire ant), 348 nucleotides long. Its product is annotated as moesin/ezrin/radixin homolog 2-like. Gene Ontology annotation, cellular component: apical part of cell; plasma membrane; cytoskeleton. Gene Ontology annotation, molecular function: cell adhesion molecule binding; actin binding. The coding region runs from base 72 to 335 and encodes 87 amino acids. The record is from RefSeq and is a predicted model, not a curated record. Gene Ontology annotation, biological process: regulation of gliogenesis; positive regulation of protein localization to early endosome; regulation of cell shape. The transcript is spliced from 2 exons. Lineage: Eukaryota; Metazoa; Arthropoda; Insecta; Hymenoptera; Formicidae.